GCCGAGGCGCGGGGCGGGCGGCGACCCGGCGGAGGGGCGCCGCCUUCGCUGACGCCGGGCACCUGGGCGCGGGCGCGCGGGCGACAUGCCCAACCCCAAAACCAGCAAGGGCGGCCGCAAAAACAAGCGCGCCAACAGCAGCGGAGACGAGCAGGAAAAUGGAGCCGGGGCCCUGGCGGCGGCGGGCGCGGCGGGCUCGGCGGCCGGCGGGGGGGCCCUGGCGGCGGCGGCGGCGGCGGCCGGCGGGGCGGCGGCCCCGGGCGCCCCGGGCCCCGGGGGCGCGGCGGGCACCGGCGGAGCGGGGACGGGCGGCGCGAACGCCGGGGCCGCCGCGGGGGCCGCAGCCGCGGGCGACGCCAAGAACGAAGCCCCCUGUGCCACGCCCCUGAUCUGCAGCUUUGGGAGGCCUGUGGACCUGGAGAAGGACGACUACCAGAAGGUGGUGUGCAACAACGAGCACUGUCCUUACAGCACCUGGAUGCACCUGCAGUGUUUCUAUGAGUGGGAGAGCAGCAUCCUGGCCCAGUUCAACUGCAUCGGCCGCGCCCGCAGCUGGAAUGAGAAGCAGUGCCGCCAGAACAUGUGGACCAAGAAGGGCUACGACCUGGCUUUCCGCUUCUGCUCCUGCCGCUGUGGGCAGGGCCACUUAAAGAAAGACACAGACUGGUACCAGGUGAAGCGGAUGCAGGAUGAGAAAAAGAAGAAGUCUGGGUUGGAGAAGAACACAGGGAGGCCUCCAGGGGAGGCUGGAGAGGAGGCAAAAAAGUGCAGACCCCCGAACAAGCCCCAGAAAGGCCUGAACCAUGACCUCCCCCGUCGGCAUUCCAUGGACCGGCAGAACUCCCAGGAGAAAGCAGUCAGUGCUGCAGCCUAUGGUGCCCGUUCCCCUUGUGGCUCCCCUGGCCAGUCACCCCCAACUGGCUACUCCAUCCUUUCUCCUGCCCACUUCAGUGGUCCUCGUUCCUCCAGAUACCUUGGAGAAUUCUUAAAAAAUGCCAUCCAUCUUGAGCCUCACAAAAGGGCCAUGGCUGGGGGCCAUGUGUUCAGAAAUGCCCACUUUGAUUAUAGUCCAGCUGGGUUAUCUGUUCACAGGGGAGGACAUUUUGACACUCCUGUACAGUUUCUGCGGCGGCUGGACCUCUCUGAGCUCCUCACUCAUAUCCCCAGGCAUAAGCUGAACACUUUCCACGUGCGGAUGGAAGAUGAUGCUCAAGUAGGCCAGGGAGAGGAUCUGCGGAAGUUCAUCCUCACGGCCCUCAGUGCCAGCCACCGAAACGUUGUAAACUGUGCUCUGUGCCACCGGACACUGCCUGUCUUUGAACAGUUCCCACUGGUGGAUGGAACUCUGUUCUUAAGCCCCUCGAGACAUGAUGAGAUCGAAUAUGAUGUUCCUUGUCACCUUCAAGGGAGACUCAUGCAUCUGUACGCAGUGUGUGUGGAUUGCCUGGAAGGGGUUCACAAGAUCAUCUGCAUCAAGUGUAAGUCUCGGUGGGAUGGCAGCUGGCACCAGCUGGGCACCAUGUACACCUAUGAUAUCCUGGCUGCCUCUCCCUGCUGUCAGGCCCGCCUGAACUGCAAGCACUGUGGCAAACCCGUGAUCGACGUGAGGAUCGGGAUGCAGUACUUCUCCGAAUACAGCAAUGUCCAGCAGUGUCCACACUGUGGGAACCUGGACUACCAUUUCGUGAAGCCAUUCUCCUCCUUCAAAGUUCUUGAAGCUUAUUGAUGAAAGCUUUGCUUUAGUGAUUGAAAGAAGAUAUAACAAGUGGACAUUGUUAAAACCAGCUGAAGAAUAUAUCGCUGUUUGUAAAGAUUUGUCAAGAUGUCUUUGAUUGCACUUUUGUUGAGGGAUGACAGUGUAAAUAGCUGAAGAAUGUUGAUAAAAUCAAAGCAUUUGGUUAUGGAAUCGUGUGGUGUUAGAAGGUUCCUGUUUGUGAAAUGUAUGUAUUAAAAAUAAUAAAAAUUCAAAUUAAUAUUGUA
Dipodomys spectabilis (banner-tailed kangaroo rat) is the source of this 1980-nucleotide messenger RNA. RefSeq names its product hdc homolog, cell cycle regulator (gene Heca). NCBI's taxonomy places the organism in Eukaryota, Metazoa, Chordata, Mammalia, Rodentia, Heteromyidae. The record is from RefSeq and is a predicted model, not a curated record. The coding region runs from base 86 to 1726 and encodes 546 amino acids. The transcript has 5 exons.